Messenger RNA from Strongylocentrotus purpuratus (purple sea urchin), 2121 nucleotides. RefSeq lists its product as uncharacterized. The transcript has a single exon. Gene Ontology annotation, biological process: DNA integration. Gene Ontology annotation, molecular function: nucleic acid binding. The record is from RefSeq and is a predicted model, not a curated record. NCBI's taxonomy places the organism in Eukaryota, Metazoa, Echinodermata, Echinoidea, Camarodonta, Strongylocentrotidae. The coding region runs from base 1 to 2121 and encodes 706 amino acids.
AUGGGGAAGGCCAGAGUUGUACCUCUCAAACCAAUCACUGUACCACGUCUGGAGCUGACAGCUGCAGUUGUUUCAGUUAGAGUCAGUGCAUUUCUUCAGAGAGAGUUUGUACCUUCAGACACUGAAGAGUUCUAUUGGACGGACAGCAAUGUAGUAAUGGGCUACGUUAGUAACGACUCGAAGCGCUUUCAUGUCUUUGUUGCCAACCGUGUGCAUCAGAUUAGACAACACUCUUCCCCCUCACAAUGGAGACAUGUGGGUACACAGGAUAACCCAGCUGAUAUUGCUUCUCGAGGAGCUACAGUCAACCAACUCCUGUCUUCCUCUUGGUUUACUGGCCCAAAGUUCCUGUGGGAGAGCAACGCAGAGAAGUUCAUUCAAGGUGAUAAGUUUGACGUGAAGUUGGAUGAUCCAGAAGUGAAGAAAGCUCAUGCAAACGUUGUACAUGGUCACUCUAAGCCUUUUACCUUUGAGAUCGAUCGUUUGGACAGAUUUUUCUCUUGGCACAGAGCUAAAAGGGCAGUAGCAAACUGCAUGAGACUGAAGGCGCAUUUGAGAAGGCGAUGUCGAGAGCGAGGUCUGAGCAAGUCAUCCACCACUGGAAAGACUUCAUUCCAUGGUGAGCUACAGAAGCUUACUACAAAGGAACUCAACAAAGCACAAUGUGAAAUACUGAAGACCGUACAGAGAGAUGCAUUCAGUAAUGAACUGACAGCUAUACAGAACCAGUCUGGUAAAGGUAGUGAGAUGAAUGCAAACAAGAGACACAGGCGUAAGCAGCAAGGGUAUAGUCGCUUUCAUCGUCUUGACCCUUUCAUCGACGCUGAUGGGAUACUGAGAGUAGGUGGACGCCUAAGUUCUGCUGAAGGUUCCUAUGAAAGUAAGCAUCCAGCUAUUCUACCUCAGGACCACCAUAUUACAGAGUUGAUAAUACGACAUUGUCACAUUCAGACAGCUUACCAGGGACGAGGUAUGACCAUCAACCAACUGAGGUCCAGCGGCUUCUGGGUCUUAUCUGGGAGCUCAACAGUCUCUAGACUCAUAAGGAAGUGUGUCACAUGUCGUAGGCUACGUGGCGAAUCUCAAUGGCAGAAGAUGUCAAACCUGCCUAAGGACAGAGUUGAGCCUACACCACCCUUCACAUACAGCUGUAUGGACGUGUUUGGUCCAUGGGUAAUCAAAGAAGGCCGAAAGGAACUGAAAAGGUACGGCCUCCUCUUCAGUUGUAUGGCUUCUAGGGCUGUGCACAUUGAGACACUAAAUUCGAUGACAACCGACUCUUUCAUCAACGCUCUUCGACGAUUCCUAUCCAUUAGAGGUCCUGUGCGCCAGCUUCGUUCAGAUAGAGGCACUAACUUCAUCGGGGCUGAAGCUGAGCUAAGAGAAGGUAGUAAUACACACCAGGACAAGAUUCAGGAAUUUCUUCUGAGGAGAGACUGUGAUUAUAUUCACUUCAAAUUCAAUGUCCCUUCGGCUAGUCACAUGGGAGGUGUAUGGGAAAGACAAAUACGCAGUAUACGUCGUGUGCUAGAAACAUUGCUGUAUGAAGCUGGACAGCAGCUUGAUGAUGAGUCCCUGCGCACCCUCAUGAACGAAGCAGCAGCUAUCGUAAAUAGCAGACCUCUGACUGUCGACAAUUUGAAUGACCCUACACAUCCUGAGCCCCUGUCACCGAAUCAUCUUCUGACGAUGAAAACCAACGUGCUGUUGCCGCCUCCAGGACACUUCCAACGAGAGGACUUGUACUCUAGGAAAAGAUGGAGGAGAGUUCAGCAUCUCGCGAACGAAUUCUGGAAGCGUUGGAAGCGAGAGUUUCUCCAGAGUCUCCAAUCACGUCAGAAAUGGACUUGCCCACAGCGUGAAACCUGUAUAGGUGAUGUCGUAAUAAUGAAAGACGACAAUCCAAGAAACCAAUGGACGCUAGCCAGAGUAGUUGAUGUUUACCCAUCCUCGGACAAUCAUGUGCGUAAGGUUAAAUUGGUGACGGGUGAGCCCAAGAUAAACAGUCGCGGGAAGCGAAUCUUCCAACAACGUUAUUUCGAACGACCAAUACAUAAGCUUAUCUUGUUAGUCGCGCAUGAAGACCAGGGGAAAUUCCCUGACAAGGAGCCACAAGGCUAG